AUGGAGCGAGAUAAUCGAAUGACUGUUUUAGGGAGUGCACAAGAAGCGGAUACUUUAGAAAAGCGUGGUGGUGGUCGUCCGUUUACGUUGGUGAACGAGAAACGAGGUGGUGCUCGAUUCUUCAAAAUUCAAGAUCCAGACGACAUCGAGAAGCGGGCUGGUGGCCGACCGUUUUACAUCAACGUGAGAAUCUCCUUCUAG
This is a messenger RNA of Anisakis simplex (herring worm), 201 nucleotides long. Lineage: Eukaryota; Metazoa; Nematoda; Chromadorea; Rhabditida; Anisakidae. The record is from the annotation of a GenBank genome assembly.